CCUACGUGCUUUGCCUACAAGUUGUGGUAACGGGCUCAAUGCAUUUAACGAUAUCUAUUGUGCCGAUUUCUACCUUCUUCGUGGGCUGGUGAACAACGGAACAACAGGUCGUUGCCUGCCUCGUAUUUUAUUUUUUAAAAACAGCGUGAUAUCUUCUCCUUGUCCUUCAUUCAAUCAGUGUGACCGUGCAUUUGUCAUUUAGCGGCAGCGUGAACAGUUUACACCUGGCGGGUUCCAGCUACAUAUUGUUGACUUCAGUUACCUUGGGUAGGAUAUCUGAUAGUGUACGACAGUGUAAACAAUUCCGUGGUUUAGCAGCAACUCAGCGACAAGUACAAAGAAUCUUUUUCACCAAGGCAACCAUGAGUCGCCAUUACGAAGGCUUUCAAAUGUACAACACGAGGACUUCCGAAGAAGCCCGAAGGCGCAAUCGUUAUGCGACGAAUCAAAUGAACAAUGAGUUAGGCACACAGAAGGAAUUAGAGAGACUACAUCUGGAAACAAUGAAAAAAGAAAGAAGGCGACUGGAAACAGAACUAAGUAAAAUUAGAAAUAAAGGACAAUAUAUGGUAAAACGUCCAACAAAUGUUAGCAACCAAGCCGUUAACUUUACAUUACGACAAGCUGGUCCACUGUACGGCAGUAAGAGUAAUCCAGGAGUGGGAUCGGCUUGGCACCCACCUACAGGUAAUAAAAAUAAUGGCGUUAAACGAAGAACAAGUAGAAAACGUGAAGCAGAAAAGGAGAGCCCACAGGGCAGGCAUACUACAGACACAAUCGACAGUCAAAAGCAGCAAGUUGGUAACGACACUGCACCACAGCAACCACAAGAUGUAAACAAAACUGAACCAAACGUACCAACCGUUGUCAGUGCAGAUAUAAAAGCAAAACCACUGAAGGAAGAAGUCACUGUGGAAAACGGAAUUAGAAGGAAAUCUGUAACAACAGUGACAAAAAGUGGAGCGAUAGUAGAAGUGAUAUCGUCACAGGGUGCUAUGGCGGCAACGCCAACACCGUCGCCUCGACGCAACAACAAGAAAACUAAGGAUACAAUUUCAAAUCUGAAUAUUGACGAAGCCCGGGAAUCUGUGGCAAAACGUCUCCUGUCACACGAUCAAGACAAAGCAGCUCCAAGAUCGAGUAGAAAAUCGCCGUCUUUGACGACAGUACCAGAAGAAGCCAAACCAGUGGCAGUACCGUCAUUAUCCAAGGCGCCACUUUCAGACCAAGGUUCCAAAUCUGGAUCGGCAUCAUCAACAACGGGAGGAUCAGACAAGCCUGCAGAAACCGCAUCAGCCACAAGAGACCCUGACAGAGCGACAAAACGAGAGGUGCGAGUUAAGUCGCCACCGGCCGCACAGAUAGAAGAAGCAGAAGAAGAUUCCGCGAAUGCUAGCCAAGUAGCUGAGAAUCGUGCACGAGACUUAAAACGUGUCAAACAAAUGUUGGAGAAUCCCACACAGGUAUUCGAUCAAGGAAAGUAUGCACCUGACGGGGGGCUUCGUACCAUGCAUUUGAUGCCCGAUUCAGAUGAGAUGUUUGUGGAGGCACGGAAGGCAAGGUAUCUUCGUGGCAAAGACUGGACUGGUCAACACUCAGAACUAUCCAUAAAUGAAAUAUUUGGUAAAGAAAAAAUCGACACUAACAAGGAACGUGAGGGUUCUGGUAUUUCUAACUAG
Saccoglossus kowalevskii is the source of this 1679-nucleotide messenger RNA. RefSeq lists its product as uncharacterized. NCBI's taxonomy places the organism in Eukaryota, Metazoa, Hemichordata, Enteropneusta, Harrimaniidae. The record is from RefSeq and is a predicted model, not a curated record.